Molecule: messenger RNA, 948 nt
Organism: Penicillium soppii
Lineage: Eukaryota; Fungi; Ascomycota; Eurotiomycetes; Eurotiales; Aspergillaceae
Product: phytanoyl-CoA dioxygenase family protein
Exons: 2
Coding region: 1-948 (315 amino acids)
Source: RefSeq, a predicted model, not a curated record
AUGACUGUCGAGACCAGACUAUUAGUUCCGGUGGUGAAGGCCACGGCAUCAGUUGACGAGAUCGUCGCCAACCUCAAACUGGCCGGAGGUGUGAUUAUUCGCAAUGCAGUGGGACAGGCAGCGCUCGACCAGAUUGAGGUUGACGUACGCCCCGGUCUCGAGCAGGACACAGCAUGGAGCGGCUCAUUCUUUCCAUCCCAAACCCGACGGACAACUGCGGCGCUUCAAAAGUCCCCAACCUAUGCGCGCGAAAUUGUCAUGCACCCACUGUUCCAAGGGGCAUCGAACCGUAUGCUGACGGAAAAACAAUGGUUCUGGUCUGGAAACGAAAAGCAAUGGACCGUCUCCCGUCCCCAGCUCUCGAACACGAUCGUCUUCAGUAUCGGCGCCGGCGCAUCGGCACAGCCUCUGCAUCGCGACGACUCAAUCCACCAGCGAUAUGCUCAUUUCGCAGAUGUGUAUCCGUCCGGUCGCGAAGGCAAUUUGCGGGACAGCAGCAUUGGAUUUUUUGUCGCCGGUAAGAAAGUGAACAAAGCCAAUGGCGCCACCCGUUUCAUCCCUGGAAGUCAUCUGUGGGAUCAGAACACCCCACCAAACGAGGAUCUUUGCGAGUUUGCGGAGAUGGAGCGCGGAGAUGCGUUCAUGAUGCUUGCUUCUUGUUUCCAUGGCGGGUCGGCGAAUACCACUACUGAUGAGGAGAGGCUUAUUUUCUCAACUUUCAUGACAAAGGGAUAUUUGAGGCAAGAGGAGAACAUGUAUCUUUCUGUGGAUAUGGAUGUCAUGAAGAAAUAUCCCGUCGAUAUUCAGAAGAUUGCUGGAUAUAGUUUGAGUGAGCCUUUCCUCGGAUGGGUGGACUCGACUGAUCCCAGAAAACUUUUGGAUCCCAGUAUUCCCGACAACACCGAUAUGUGGACUGGAGCGGAGGAGCCUGCUGAUCCUUGGAUUUAG